CUCAAACCGGAUCGAACUGACUUGGUUGGUGGUUGAAGAUGACUGAAACGCCAUCAAUCGAGAUUGAUUGAUAUUAUUUUUGUUGGGUUGAUGUUGGCUAAUAGUUUUUUUUGGUUAAUGUUACACUUUUCAUAAUUAUGUUUUUAGUUGAUGCAGUUAAUAUAUUUUGGUUGUUCAAUUUUUUUUACAAAACAUCAAAUUUUUCUUUAAAACUUUUUACUGAAAAAAUUGAACCAUCAACGCGAGGUCUGGGUUUGGAUGAAUGGUUGAGAUCUGGGUAUUGGUGAAGGGUGAAGGGUUUGGAACACAUGAUUGGUUUUUCAGCCGUGAGUCAUUGUCUAUCUGGCUCUCCGCUGCAAUUUGUUGCUUCACGUUUAGUUGGCCCAAAGUCACGAAGUCCCCUGUCGGAUCUGAACCUCAAAGCCACAAAGUUGGAUCGUAUGAGAAGAAGAAGAAGAAGAAAAGGGGGAGGAAUAAUCGAAAGAAAGAAGGAAAGGGAAAAAAAGUUUAGGGAUUUUGAUUUUUUUAAUUUUAAUCAGAUUUUUGUUUUAAUAUGUAAGAAAAAAUUGUGAUAUGUAAUAACAAAGUGGUAAUGGAAAUGGAAUUUAGAAAAACACAAAAUCCAAAAGACAAAAAACAAAAGUAAGGGAGAAGGAGGUUACAACAGACCCUUAUUGUGAGUUGGUUGUGAUCUGUGGCGGAGUGAGUUGUGGAGCGAGCAGUGUGUGACUAUACUAUGUUUGGUUGUUUUAGAAUAGAAUUGUAGUUGUUCGUUGUAGUCAUAUGCUUUGUUUGGAUUUGGUGAAAGUAAAAGACAGACUUCAGGAGGAUGUGGGGAUUAUGGAUCCUCAUCCUUUCACCACGUCUUUCCCUUUUGAUUUUCAGGACAAAGGAGAACAAGACACUUGUCACUAUACUGUUGCAUUACGGGCACCAAAUGAUUGGUAUCUUUCUUAUAGAGUUGUUUCUGUAUCAUCAAUGCCCUCUGGCAGAAGUAUGCCACCAACUGCUCAAGGGGUUUCACUUUCUCCACCUUCUACUACUAUCACUGAGAUUAUGCCCCAUCAACCAUCCAUUUCUAUUCCCGACACUGAGAUUAUGCCCCACCAACCAUCCAUUUCUCUUCCCGACACUGAGAUUCUGACUAACACACCUCUCCUUCAGCUAGCUAAAGAAUCCAAAGUUGCUGGUAAACGACCAAUGGUUGGAACCAUUCAACCAGUAACUAAAGUGUCAAAGGUUAUCUCAUCUACCACUCCAGAGAAAGACUCUCUUACGGUUGCUUCCAAAUCAGCUAGGGUGGACUUCAAUAAUAAGAAUUCUAAAUAGGCUUAGUUGUGGUCAGAGUCUUUAAGGAGUAAUCUAUCAUUGAAUUUACUUGUUAUUAUUUAUGUUUUAUUUUAUUAUGUCCUUAAAAGAUUGCUUUUUAUUCUAGGUUUGCUUUAAUUUCAUAUUAAUAGGGGUUCUAGUUUAUGCUUUUGUGCUAAGUCGGUGAGUCCAGUUGCUCAGUUUCUAUGUAUGUUGGUUAUCAAUGGUUCUGUUGUAAUCUUUCUAGAAAUGUAUUAUGUUGUUUGUUUAUAUAAAAUAUUAUCCAUUUUUCUUGUUCAUCUUUCUUGGUUUACUCACCUUUAUCUUUUCU
Humulus lupulus (European hop) is the source of this 1639-nucleotide messenger RNA. RefSeq lists its product as uncharacterized. The record is from RefSeq and is a predicted model, not a curated record. The transcript is spliced from 2 exons. Lineage: Eukaryota; Viridiplantae; Streptophyta; Magnoliopsida; Rosales; Cannabaceae. The coding region runs from base 784 to 1329 and encodes 181 amino acids.